AUGAUUGCACUAACAUAUAUCAACGUGCCCGGUAAGAAUGACCUCAAGUUUUUUGACUCUCGUAAAGUUAGGAAGAAUGACCUUGAGAUCCUCCAUGGCGAUAUGAAGAUCUAUUCAUUUGACGAGGAGGGGGGUGAAGUCAAUGACAAUAAGAUAGCGAGGUGGAGAGCUGUCAAAAGGGAGAGACCUUUGUACCCAAAGGAUGUCAAUGUUUGGCACUUGUUCGAAGAGGGGCCUAAAUUUGAGGAUGAGCCAUUAAAAUACGACUCAAAGGUCUACAAUGAAGAAUAUGCCGAAGUCGAGUCGACGUGUACCAUCCUUGGUAAGGUCUCAGUGAGCACAACUAAGAUUUACAUGGUCCUGGAAUAUGUUAAUGAGGGCAAGUUGUUUGACAAAAUUGCGUUGAAGGGAAGGCUCUCAGAAUGUGAAGGGAGGAAGGGUGUCUACCACAUAGACCUAAAGCCAGAAAACGUUCUUAUUGAUGCGAAAGGGAACGUCAAAGUAUUUGAUUUCGGCCUCGGUGCUUUACCACAACAUUUGAGUUCUGAUGAAUUGCUGCACACAACCUGUGGAAGCCUCAACCAUAUUGCUCCUGGGGUCCUUUCAAAUAGAGGCUAUGAUGGUGCAAGAUCAGAUAUAUGGUUUUGUGGUGUCAUUCUAUAUGUUACUCUGACAGGAUCUCUGCCAUUUGAUGACAGAAACCUUGUUGUACUGUAUCAGAAGAUUGUUAGGGGCGAUAUAAAGUUUCCUAAAUGCCUCUCUCCUGGUGCUCAAGACAUCCUAAGGAGAAUCCUUGAUCCAAAUCCUAUCACAAGGAUAAAUAAUAUAACUGGAAUCAAAGAACAUGUUUUCUCCUGCUGUCCCAUUGAUGAUGCUGAGGCCAUUUGA
Messenger RNA from Zingiber officinale, 888 nucleotides. RefSeq names its product CBL-interacting protein kinase 21-like. Lineage: Eukaryota; Viridiplantae; Streptophyta; Magnoliopsida; Zingiberales; Zingiberaceae. The record is from RefSeq and is a predicted model, not a curated record. Gene Ontology annotation, molecular function: ATP binding; protein kinase activity. The transcript has 3 exons. Bases 1 to 888 code for a protein of 295 amino acids. Gene Ontology annotation, biological process: protein phosphorylation.